Messenger RNA from Bombina bombina (fire-bellied toad), 9451 nucleotides. RefSeq names its product protein tyrosine phosphatase receptor type B (gene PTPRB). Gene Ontology annotation, molecular function: protein tyrosine phosphatase activity; cadherin binding. Bases 72 to 6701 code for a protein of 2209 amino acids. Gene Ontology annotation, biological process: angiogenesis; protein dephosphorylation. The transcript is spliced from 34 exons. The record is from RefSeq and is a predicted model, not a curated record. Lineage: Eukaryota; Metazoa; Chordata; Amphibia; Anura; Bombinatoridae.
UCCUUCCUAGCUUUAGCUUCACUUAUCUGGGCUGCUGGAACGAAGUAUGGAGAGAUUCUGCUAGUGAGACUAUGGAUGUCUUUGUGGCUGCACUAAUGGUGGCCAUCUGGCUGCCAUUGGCGAGCUCAGAGAGUUUUCUGAUUCAUCAUGUACAAAAACAUCAGUGCAUCUUGGGUAGUAUGACUGUGAGUGUGGGAAAGUGCAAUCUGACAGUGCGUACCCAGCACUGGAAGUGGACAAGUGAUGGAAAGCUACUACACAUUAGUUCAUUUCUAUGCCUCGGCAUUGCCAAUUCAUCUGCAACACAUUCACGUUCAGCCAUAUUCACCAAUUGCGAAAGAGCUCCUAAAUGGACGUGUCAUAAAGAUGAAAAUCUCCUUGAGGUUGAAGGCACUGACCUUUUCCUCAGAAAACAGGGUGCAAGAGUCAUCGUCAAAAAGGGGAGAAAGUACCCAAAUGCCUGGAAAAGAAUGGGAGCAGAUAGUCAUGGAUUUGUUGUUUAUAAAGACAUGUGUCCAGACAAAGAUCCAGAGAGAAGUACUAUGAGCAGCACAACAUUCAGAAAUAUUAUAGUUGAAACCACAUCUGAUCUUUGGACUCUAAGGACCAGCCAAACUGAGAUGAGUAACCCAAAUGCUACACAAUAUAAAAGAGAAGCAGGGACCGGAAAUCCUUAUUUUACUGAUCACCAAUCCCUAGUAACUACAGCUGGCUCAAUUCCAACAACCACACAGCAUUAUCCAAACUCAAUCGAAGAGUAUGUAGAGCCUGUGAGAUGCACAAUCAACAUCACAGAGAAGAAUGUUUUCUUGCAGUCUAUUUCUGUAAAAUGGACCAGCCCAGGGAGUCACUGUAACUUCAGCUUGACGUAUAGCGCCAGCAAUUUUUGGGAAACAUCUUGCCAUCCUAUUCUAAAAACAAAUGAUUCCUUUGAAUGCACUCAGCAUGGGCUUGAGGCUGGAACUGUGUAUAAUAUAAGCAUUGUAGCUCUGCAGGAUGGCGAGAUGGAGAACUUUUUACUACAAACAGAUCCUAUGCCACCGUCAGACUUUGAUGUGAACAAGAACACAGCUACAUCAACAAGUCUACAGGUUUCAUGGACACCUUCUUCAGGCAGAGUGGACCAUUAUAAAUUGUAUUUACUUGAUAACAACAAGCAACAUGUUAAAAAAUUUGAAGUUCCUGGGAACGCUGCAAAAAAAGAAGCCACGUUUUUGGGCUUGAUUCCUGGCACUAAAUAUAGUAUUUCUAUCACAGCUUUCUCUGGGAAUAAAAGCACCCCCACAAUUCUAGUUAAUGGCUCCACAGUUCCAUCUCCUGUGAAGAGUAUUGAUGUUCUUAGCAAGACAGACAGCAUCCAUGUGUCAUGGAAACCCGACACCGGGAAUGUAGAACACUAUGGACUGGUCUUAUUGGAUGAAUAUAACCAAUUAACUGAAAAAACAUUGGAAAGCCAUAUAAAUAUGUACUCUUUUCAGGGGCUCAUCCCAGGUCACAUGUAUAACCUCACUGUGAUUACAGAGGCAUCAGGACUGAAGAGCUAUAAAUAUAAAUUAAUUAGAACAGCUCCGGCAGAAGUGGACAGUCUUACUGUGGUUAAUGAUGGUAGUUCUCAUAGGCUAAAGGUUCGAUGGAAAGUACCUCGAGGCAAAUUGGACUUAUACAAUAUCACCUUGUAUGAUCAAGAAUUUGUAAUAUACAGCAAGACUGAGCUUCCAGGAGCUACAGAGGCAGUCUUUAGUGAUCUUAUUCCAGGCCGAUUAUAUCAUGUGAAUGUUAGCACAGUGGCUGGUCAAUUAAGAGCCACCAGAAUUGCACAGGGCCGAACUGUGCCAAGUAAAGUUUCUGAUCUUAAGGCAAUCAGUAAUGGCAUCAAAUCUCUCCGAGUGAGUUGGCUUCCACCUGCUGGAGACUGGGAGAAGUACCGUAUUGUUCUAUUUAAUAAAUCUACUGUCUUGCUGAACACUUCUAUGGAAAAAUACUUUACAGAAUAUGUUAUCCAGGAUAUCGGUCUCAUACCUGGAAGACAGUAUGAAGCCGCUGUUAUCGUAGAGAGUGGAGAAUAUAAAAAUGAUGCUUAUUGCAAAGGCAGAACAGCCCCACAAGCGGUUCAGCAGCUUCGGAUUAAGCACGCCAACGAGUCCUCACUUAGCAUCAUGUGGAUAAUGCCUCUUGCAGAAUUGGAUAACUAUGUUGUUUCCCUGGCAGACAGAGAUCUCACUCUCAUUAACAAAUAUCUUGCUAAGGAAGCCAAAGAAUUUACCUUUAGUGAUCUUGAGCCAGGCAGAAAGUACAAGGCCACUGUUACAAGCAUCAGUGGAGAUUUAAGCAACUGGAGUUCUAUUGAAGGAAGGACAGUGCCAGCUCAGGCGACUAACCUGAAUGUAGAGAACCUGGGAACCACUACAAAUUUACAAACGGACUGGACUAGAGCUAUUGGAGAUGUGGAUUCCUACCAAGUCUUGUUGAUUCAUGAUAACAUUGUCAUAAAAAAUGAGAGCGUAUCCAGUGAGACCAAUAAAUACCAUUUCCAUUCUCUGAAACCGGGAGGGUUGUAUUCCGUUGUGGUUACCACUGUUAGUGGGGGCAUCUCAUCAAGGCAAACAAUAGCAGAAGGAAGGACAGUUCCUUCCAGUGUCAGUGGGGUGACAGUAAAUAAUUUUGGCCGUAAAGAUUACCUUAGCAUAUCCUGGCUUCCAGCUGCUGGAGAUGUUGAUAGCUAUUUGGUUACACUUUCGCACCAUAAUAACAACCUGCCACCUUUAGCAAUUUCUAAGUCCGUCACUGAAUGUUCCUUUAGCUCUCUGACUCCUGGACGACUCUACAAUGUGACAAUAACGACAAGGAGUGGGAAGUAUGAAAACUACUCUUUUAGCCAAGAAUGGACAGUUCCCUCUGCUGUGCAAGGAUUAACAGUAAGCAACGCGGCAAGAAGUGACUACCUGAAAGUGUCCUGGCUACAUGCUGCAGGAGAUUUUGAUAAUUACCAAGUCACCAUUAAAAACAACAAGGAUUUCAUUGAAACCACAACGAUCACCAAGGUGGAAAAUGAGUGUGUUUUUACUAACCUGGUGCCAGGAAGGCUCUACAGUGUUACUGUUAACACAAAGAGUGGAAAGUAUGAGACGAGUGCCAUCGCAAGUGGCCGAACCUUCCCUGAGCCGGUGAAGAAGCUCACCCUGGCAGGCAGAACCAGUGAGGACCUACAUGUGACGUGGUCUAGGGCUGAUGGGGAUGUAGAUCGCUAUGAGAUUCAGCUGCUUUUCAAUGACAUGAAAGUUUUCCCACCCAUAACCCUGAGUAACACUGCUUAUGAAUAUAAAUUCACCUCCUUGACACCGGGCAGGCUAUAUAAGAUUGUAGUGCUGACGUUCAGUGGCGAUGCACAGAGAGCAACAUUUGUGGAGGGCCUUACAGUUCCCAGUGCGGUUAAGAAUAUUCACAUUUCUUCAAAUGGAAUGACAAACAGCCUGAAAGUAAACUGGACACCUGGCGCAGGUGAUGUUGACUCAUACACUGUAUCAAUAUUUCGUCAAAACUACCAGCUAGAAACCCAGACUAUAUCCAAGCAUAUCUACGAACAUAACUUCUACAAUCUGGAACCAGGAGAGCAGUACAAAGUUAUGGUGCAGUCUAACAGUGGCACUUUGCACAAGAAUCUCACUUCCUUUGGCAGAACAGUCCCUGCUGCUGUUCAGAAGUUGUCUGCAGAUAAUGUGUUCAGCAGUCACCUAUUGGUAGUUAGCUGGCAAAAAGCCCAUGGUAUUGCUGACAGAUAUGAGAUCCUUCUCCUCACCGACCAGGGGAUUCUCAUACAUAAUAAGUCUGAGCCAGCUACCUCAAAAACACACAAGUUUGAAGAUUUAGUACCAGGCAAAAAGUACAGAAUCCGAGUGUUAACUGUCAGUGGAGGCCUCUUUAGCUCUGCAGAAGAAACAGAAGGACAAACAGUCCCAGCAGCUGUAACUGGUCUGAAAAUCACAGGAAAUAGCACAGAGAGUUUGUCAUUCACAUGGAACCCAUCAGAGGGAGAGCUGGACUUUUAUUCCAUAUACCUGUACAAUCCAGACAAUACUCUUCAUGAUAGGAAAUCUGGGAAUCAGAUUCUACAGCACUGUUCAUUCCAAGGGUUACUGCCAGGCCGCCUGUACAAAAUGGUUAUUGUGACUCACAGUGGAUCAUUAACUAAUGAGUCUGCAAUACAUGGGAGGACAGUACCAGCCCCAGUGAGUCUCCUGCAAGCAUCAAGCAAAAACUCUUCAGAUAGUCUGUGGUUUACAUGGGCCCCUGCACUGGGAGAUCUGGAUUUGUAUGAAUUGAUCCUCUAUAAUCCCAAUGACACGGAGAAAGAAAAAAGGCAAGGCGCUUACCUGACAGAGUGCCAUUUUGAAAAUCUAAUUCCAGGCAGGCAGUACACACUCGUUAUAAUCACCCACAGUGGCGACUUAACCAACAAAGUCACUGCUGAUGCAAGGACAGCUCCACAACAACCAAGUUCUGUUUCAUUUGCUGAUGUAAAGAACACUUCUCUAUCUAUAACUUGGCUGGGGCCCCCAGACUGGACAGACUAUGAUGAUUUUGAGCUAGAGUGGGCCCCAAAAGAUCCACUGGUGGUCUUCAAUCCAUAUAGCAUUGGAAAGUCUAAGGGACGAAUCGUAAAUGGACUUCAUCCUGGACGUCUGUAUACGUUCUUUGUGAGAACUGUAAGCGGAACUGCAAAGAAGACGCUGAGCUUCCCCAUUAAAGGGAUUGUGAGAACAAAACCAGACAAAAUAAAUCAUCUUCACUGCCGGCCCCAGAACUCAACUGCUAUAUCUUGCUCAUGGACUCCUCCAGACUCAGAUUUUGAUGGUUACAGCAUUGAGUGCAAAAGAAUGGGUACAGAUGAAGUUGAGUUCUCCAAAAGGAUUGAGAAAGAUAAAUCUAUGCUAACAAUCAUGACACUAGUACCACACAAGAAAUAUGUGGUGUCAAUUAAAGUGCACUCUGCGGAUAUGACGAGUCAGGUUGUGGAGGAUAGCACAAUUACUAUGAUAGAUCGACCGCCUCCACCACCUCUUCAUAUCAGAGUGAAUAAAAAAGACGUGUUCAUUAGCAAAUCAUCAAUUCACUUCAACUUUAAUUGCAGUUGGUUUAGCGAUACCAAUGGAGCUGUCAAAUUUUUCACUGUCAUUGUUUCAGAAGCAGAUGGAACUGACAAUCUCAAACCAGAGUCAAGCCACCCUUUGCCGUCAUAUGCUGAUUAUAAGAAGAAUAAUACUAUAAAAAUAUAUCAAACAAACUUCUUUGCAAGCAGAUGUGCUGAGAACCCUGACUAUAACAUCCAGACUUUCAAAAUUAAGUUGGGCGGCGAGAUGGAAAAUUUAGGUGGAAAAUGUGAUCUUAACCAGAAUAAAUACUGUGAUGGGCCCCUGAAGCCUCGGACAGCCUACAGAAUUAGCAUUAGAGCUUUCACCCAACUUUUUACAGAAGAUAUGAAAGAAUUCCAGGAACCUUUGUUUACAGAUACAUUCUUCUCCUUGCCAAUUACUACUGAAGCAGAACCCUUGGUUGGCGUAAUAGAAGGUGUGAGCGCUGCUUUAUUCCUUAUAAUAAUGCUUAUUGGAGUCACUGCAUUACUUAUCUGCAGGCAGAAAAUUAGAAGAGGGAAUGGUCAGGACCCAAUGACUGCCCAUCUGAAUGCUCGAAGAGAAAGGUCGUCUUCAGUCCAUUUAAACGUAGGGCACAAAGGGAACAGACGAACAUCAAGCCCAGUCAAAUCAAGCCAAUUUGAAGUUCAUUUCACCAAGUUGCAAGCAGACUCAAAUUAUUUGCUGUCUCAGGAAUAUGAGGAUCUUAAAGAUGUUGGUCGAAAUCAAUCUUUUGACACAGCACUUUUACCAGAGAACAGAGGAAAAAAUCGAUACAACAACAUAUUACCUUAUGAUUCUACAAGAGUGAAACUUUCCAAUGUUGAUGAUGAUCCUUGUUCUGAUUACAUUAAUGCCAGCUACACACCAGGGAAUAGCUUUCGCAGGGAAUACAUCGCUACACAAGGACCUCUUCCUGGUACUAAAGAUGAUUUCUGGAAAAUGGUGUGGGAGCAAAAUGUUCACAAUAUUGUGAUGGUGACACAGUGUGUUGAAAAAGGACGGGCAAAAUGUGAUCGUUACUGGCCUUUUGACCAAGACUCGUUGUAUUAUGGAGACCUGAUAGUUCAGAUGAUGUCCGAGUCUGUCCUUCCUGAAUGGACUAUACGGGAGUUUAAAAUCUGCAGCGAAGAUCAACUUGAUACUGCCAGACUGGUCCGUCAUUUCCACUAUACUGUGUGGCCAGAUCAUGGAGUGCCAGAGACCACUCAAUCUUUGAUCCAGUUUGUAAGAACCGUGAGAGAUUACAUCAACAGAACGCCAGGAACAGGUCCUACUGCUGUGCACUGCAGUGCCGGUGUUGGCAGAACAGGCACUUUUAUAGCACUUGACAGAAUCCUUCAACAACUUGACUCCAGAGACUCUGUAGAUAUUUAUGGAGCAGUGUAUGAUCUCCGCCUUCAUCGAGUCCAUAUGGUUCAGACUGAGUGUCAGUACGUUUAUUUACAUCAAUGCGUAAGAGAUGUGUUGAGAGCAAGGAAGUUGCGCAACGAACAGGAUAAUCCCUUAUUUCCAAUAUAUGAGAAUGUGAAUCCAGAGUAUCACAGAGAUAAUGGGUAUCCCAGGCAUUAACCCUUGAAUAGUCUGCUUCAAUCAACUGCUACCUUAAGCCUCUACAUCACUACAUAUAUGCCAGAUAUGUUUUAUAAGUUCAAUAAUUUAUCUGUCUGGUAGCUGUUUGAGGUGUAUGUAAUUUAAAUGUACAUUUAAAUCUCAAAAUGUAUAUAAAUAUAUAAAUAUACGUAUAUGUUUCAAUUUUAAUAUUACUAGAGAUUGUUUUCUCAUAUGAACUUGCCACCUAGUUGAAAGAUCAAGGUAUAAACAUUUAUUUAAACAAUAAAUAACUUUCAAUGUGUGUUUGUAUCAAACACAUUUGCAUUAUUGAAAUGUAACAUCACUUUGAUAUACUAGCCAAUCACUGCAAUGCGGGGAGGCUGUUCAUCUACUGUCUGCCAGGAUCUGGUCAUAAACAUUAUUUUUGUAUAGACCAAAUAAAAAAGAUGUUUUUUAGCGAGUUAUGAGGGAGGUUACCUCAUAAAUAAGAAGCAAGUGAAUAGAAUGUCUUGUAAUUUAUAUGCCUUGAGUCUACUUGGAAAUGUUUUUUAUACAUAAACAUGGGCUUGGGCUCUCUAGCAACUAUUUUUACCAUGAUCAUAAAGAAUUUGUAAUUUAAGGCAUUAAUUUCACUUACUGGUCAGUUUGCAAAAACUUCUGUUAUCUGUUCCAUGAAAAUGUGCUGUAAUAUCUUAAAAGGUCAUUGAAAUGAAAAUGAAAGGGACAUAAAACCCACAAUUUUUCUUUCACGAUUCAGAUAGAACAUACAAUUUUAAACAACUUUCCAAUUUGCUUUUAUUUACUUUAUUCUCUAAUCUAAUUUACUUUGUUCUCUUGGUAUUCUUUGUUGAAGAAACAUCCGUGCACAUAGGUGAGCCAAUAACAUGAGGCAUAUAUGUGCAAUCAAUCAGCAGCUCCUAAGCCUACCUAGGUAUGCAUUUCAGCAAAUUAUACCAAGAGAACAAAACAAAUUAGCUGAAAGAAGUAAAUUGGAAAGUUGUUAAAUAUUGCUUGCUCUCUCUAAAUCCUGAAAGAAAAAAAAUGGGUUUCACAUCCCUUGAAACCUUCAUGCUUCAGAAAGAGUUACAAAAUUAAAAAAAAUAUAUAAUUUCAAUUUGUUAUCAAAUUGACAUCCUUUCUAUGAGAGCAUGUCAAGGUAGACUGUGUUAAAAAAAUUUGACUUCCGUGUUCUAAUAAAGCUAGAGGCCAAUUUACAUUGUACCAAGUUAGGCAUAUUUAAACCUGGCAGUACGUUAUAUUAAUUAACAGAUAUCUGUUGUGCUGUAAUAGGUUGCCGAGUCAUUUAUUAAGGGCUAGAGGGAGUUUUUUAGUAAAAAAAAUAGAUAUUUUUUUCUUUAAAACAAGCGAUUGAGAAGAUUGAAAGCAUUUUUACAUCAUAGGUAAUAAAAAAAAGAAUAUGAGUAAAAAAUUUUUUAAAACGUAUCAUGUUGGAAUAAAAACACAAUCUGGUGCUUCAAUAAGCUAUAUUAUUUUAUUUAAGCAAUACAUUAUAAUUUAUCUUUAAAAAUGUAAUUUGAUACCUCUUCAAUUUUUAUUGCAUAAAAGGGAUAGCAAAGUCAAAUUUAAACUUGCAUGAUUCAGAUAGAGCAUGUAAUUUUAAGACACUUUUAAAUUCACUUCUAUUUUCAAAUGUGCUUUGUUCUCUUGGUAUCGCUUGUUGAAAAAGAAUACGCACAUAUCCUACACUAGUGGGAGUUAGCUGCUGAUUGGUACCUGCACACAUUUGUCUCUUGUGGUUGGCUAACUAGAUGCGUUCAGCUAGCUGCCAGUAGUGGAAGGAUAACAAGAUAAUUAAACAAAUUUGAUAAUAGAAGAAAAUGUGAAAGUUGUUUCAAAUUGUAUGUUCUAUCCGAAUCAUGAAAGAAAAUUUUAUAGUUUCCAGUCCCUUUAAUUUCUUAAUAAAUGGCUCCUGUAUGAGUUUAGGUGAAUUACAUACAAAAUAAGCUAUUUGAAAUGUGUAGCAUGGGAUGUGUGUUUGUGAUGCUGGCAUGUAACAUAGGGGUUGAACACAAACCUUUAGAAAAUCUUAUCUAAGGAUUUAUCUACAGAAAUGUCCGCAGAAAACUAUUAGAUACGUUUCUAAAGGAAUGUAAUUGGCCCCAUACUGUGUGUUAAUGUGUGCUGGAUAUCUAAGCAGCUUAUAGGGCCACUAUAGUGGAAAACAACUUGUCAUUGCCGCUACUGAUUGGUUCAGAGCCUGCUUUACCUUGGGACCAGCUGUUCUCUACAACUACCGAGUGGUACUUUAGAGUUGCAAGGUUGCUACAGAUAACAUUAAGGAGUUGAUCGCAAUCCCUUUAAAAAAAGUAUCUAAUGUUUUUCUACAGAAAACCACUAUUUAACUCUAUGUGCAUUUUUGUAGAUAAAUCAUUUGCUAAGUUUUUCUACAGGAUUGUAAUCAACCUCUAAAUGCUCUAAUGAAGUCAAUCUUGACAUUUGUCUUAUAUAAUGGCCCUUUAAUAGCUGUCACCUUUUUUACUUGUUUUUUUUUUUUUUUCUUACUGUAAUUCGUCAUCAAAAUGAAGGUAUCAGAAUGUGUUACAAAAUAUAUAUAAACGUAUUUUCUAAUGUAUGAUAAAUGUAUUUCUAUAAGUUAUAAAGAUUUGCAACAAAUGUUAUUGGAUUUAAAAGUAUACAGUGAUAAUAGCACUUUUUUAUCAUUAUCUGUAUUAUCAUAAAUUACACAAAGCUAAAUUCUUUUAUUAACUGAUUGUAUAUUUUUCUAUAAAACUUUUUUAAAAGCUUUA